GAGUCCUUGACAACACUGCCUCGUUUUGGCUCUUUGCUGAGACACGUCCACGAAGUAACGUGUCUGGAGAGUGGAAUCUCUUCGGACUGUAUACACGUUGGAGGAAGGAAACGUAUCUGAGGAGUGGUGAGAGACCUUGUUUGUCUUGUUCUGUUGAGUGCAGAGCACCGCUUGCAGGCCUCAAGCGGCACCCUUUUCCUUUCUCUGUUUCUUUGCUCUCUUCAUUCUCCCGAAACCAUGGCCUCACUGGUCCUUACUAUCACCCUUUCUCUCCUCCUCCUCGCUCCUCCCACUUUCGCGUUCAACUGCUCCAAACCCCCCAUCUACGUCGACAUCCACAAACGCGCUGUCCACGAUUCCUCGGAAUUCCAAUACGGCUCUUUCAUCGGCGUCGGCACACCAGCUCAAAACCAUAGUCUGUGGCCUUCGUUAACGCAGAACCAUACGAGUUUCGCAGCGUCGGCGUAUUGUAGGAAUAGUUCGUUGAAGGGAUGUGAGGACGGGACCGGGGGAUUCUUCGUCAAAAGCGACUCGACCAGCUUCCAAGAGAACGAUAACUUCAAGUCCCUCGACAACAGCAGAUUUACAGGCUCCAGCUCCUUUGGCCAAGAUACACUCCGUCUCUACACGCACUAUUUCGAAACCGAUGGCGCGUCGCAGACGCUUGUUGAGAAUUCCACCAUUGAGAUUGCGGAGAAGGGUUCCAUCGCCCCUGGUAUCGUCGGCAUGGGUCUAUCAUCUACCCUCCUCCAGAGCCUCGUGUCGAAAGAUAUCAUCGCGGGGAGAACAUACUCGCUGUACAUCGGCCAGGGCUUCGACCGUGCCGGCGGCGCAGUAAACGGCAGCAACACCUUUGGCGGCUUCGACGCAGGCCGCUUCACCGAACCCGUCCACGCAUACAAGAUGAAAGAGUCGAACACAAGUCCCUUCACCGUCCGCGUCAAGGACAUCACCAUCACGAGCCCGGACGGCCGAAACGUCUCCCUCCUCGACAAAUCCGUUUUCCAAAACACGGACGCCGGACCCUUCGACGCGCAGUUGACGACGGACCAGUACCCACUGUCGCUCCCCUUCUCCGUCACCGAGAACUUCAAACGCCAGCUCAACGCUCGCCCGGAUCCGGAGAACCGCUUCGGGGACGAUAGUUUGCAGCUGCCCGCUCCGUUCGCGGGAUCGAUGACGAUUGUCCUGGAUGACGGGUUCAGCGUCACGCUCCCGGGGGAAGUCCUGUCGAAUGCGUCGAAUAUCUCGCCGGUGCAGAACCGCGCGAGGAACGACUCGAGGCCUUUCUACCUCAGCACGGCGUUCCUCACGCAAGUGUACCUUAUGGCUGACUUUGACUCGUAUACCUUCUUCCUCGCGCCCGCGGUGCAGAAGAACAAUAUCGUCAUGCCGACGACGUUCUGCCCGAAAUCAAUACCCCGUCCGUACGUGUGGCCCAAGCAAAGUGCGUGGGUGAGGAAUGGUUUGAUCGGCGCUGUGAUUGGAGGUGUGUUUGGUGGUAUCGGGAUUGGGAUCGUUGGGUUCUGCUUUUGGGCGGCUUGGGUGAGGAGAAGAGCGGAGAGAAGGGAGGAGGAUGAGGAGAGGGCGAGGAAGAGGGCGAAGAUGGAGCAGUUUGAGGUGGAAGAAGGGGUGGGGACGACGGAGUUUGAGGGCCCGCCGAAGAGGGGUGCAAGGAGGGGUUGGAGGUUUUGGAGGAGAUGAUGGAGUUUGAGGUUCUACUUCCCUUUCUUUUUCUUCCUCUACAUUUUUAUUCCCCAGGGCGGUGUUGAUGGCAUCGUCAUUUCGCAUUGGGAUUUCUCAGCUUUUGGGUUUUGGGUUUUAGGACUGGCUCUUCUCGAUUAAACGUAAGUUGAUAUAUACCCGCGCCCUGCCUGUCCGGCGAUUUCGUUUUCAUCAAGGCUUUCCCUCUUCUGCUUUAUGCCCCCUUCAGU
Westerdykella ornata is the source of this 1934-nucleotide messenger RNA. RefSeq names its product acid protease. The record is from RefSeq and is a predicted model, not a curated record. The coding region runs from base 238 to 1704 and encodes 488 amino acids. NCBI's taxonomy places the organism in Eukaryota, Fungi, Ascomycota, Dothideomycetes, Pleosporales, Sporormiaceae. The transcript has 2 exons.